Penicillium antarcticum is the source of this 906-nucleotide messenger RNA. RefSeq lists its product as uncharacterized. Bases 1 to 906 code for a protein of 301 amino acids. The transcript has 3 exons. Lineage: Eukaryota; Fungi; Ascomycota; Eurotiomycetes; Eurotiales; Aspergillaceae. The record is from RefSeq and is a predicted model, not a curated record.
AUGUCUCUACCUAUUUCGGAAGACAACCCUUUCCAGGUUCUGAUUGCGGAGUCAAAUGAUGACCCGGCUCAAUUGCAAUUACGCUAUGAGACGCACCGAAUGAAUCGAAACGAGCAGCAAAGGACCAAAAUCAUAGCGGAAGACUUCCCGGGCUGGUCUUUGGACGAGAUUCUCAUGAGACUCGAUGGCCCUGCGAAAGAGGAAGAAUUCCUCGAUCCUCGCAAUUGCCUUGUCAUCUGGGCCAGGCCUCCUCCUCAUAUCUGUGAUAUCAUCUCCUUUGUCCAAAGUGAAUUGAAGGACGUUGCCCCCUCCCUUUGGCUUAUGCCCGCUGAAAACCUGCACACAACAAUUUUGGAAGUGGCUCAUUCUUUGACGGAAACUCAAAUUGAAGAUCUCGCUCAAACUCUCAAGACUUCCACUGCAAUCACCCUGUCACAGCUUUCGGACCACCCGAUUUCUCACCAAUCACGUCUUUUGAAGCCUAUGGUGAGCUUCGACUCUUCAGCAAUGGCACUGAGCUUUGCUCCUGCCGCAGGAGAAUCCUCGACAGACCAAUCCAGUGGUCAUGAUGAUCAAUAUACUUAUCAUCAUCUUCGUCGGGAUAUCUUUGACAUGGUCCGGAAAGCUGGUAUCCCGGUUGCUUCGCGCUAUAUUGUUCCUUCGGCGCAUGUUACAAUCGCGCGCUUUAUUACUCAGGAUGGAUUCCAAGUCUCUGGACAUGUUGAUCAUUUACGUGUGAAAAUGCUAGUUGAUAAAAUUGGCGAAGUCAAUAAGAAGUUGGAAACCAUAUACUGGCCCCAGACUGAUGGGAAUCAACCUGCAAAAGGUGAAUGGGUUGUUGGUCAGGACAAGGGCCUGGUUAUUCGGAGAGGUCGUCUUUGGUAUGGAGGAGGUGAGAAUGUGUAG